AUGAAUAUCAUCAAGUUACAGCGAAAGUUCCCCAUCUUAACCCAGGAAGACAUCUUCCAAAUGGUAGAAAAAUUCAGAGAAAUUGACCUCGAGGACAACGGAUGGGUGGAAAAGGGCCAGCUGUUGGCAGCCGUGUCGAAGUCAGGCGAGGCGUCGUACGACGAGGCCAGAGAAACACUCAAACAGGUGGGUGUAGAUGCAUCGGGUCGUGUGGAACUCGAAGACUACGUCGAGCUUAUUGCCAAGCUCAAAGACGCCAGGGCUGGUCCGCCACCAGCAACCUCUUUCCAAACUGGCGCUGCACCAGCGAAUGUCCCAGUAACGCCAGCGUUUGCUGGACUACAGCACAAGGGCUCGGGUGCACAAGCAAAGAUUAUCGUGGGUGGCUCUACCACCAGCAGUACGCAUACCAUCAACGAAGAAGAGAGAACUGAGUUCACAAAACACAUCAAUAGCGUCCUGGCUGGCGACGCAGAAAUCGGCUACAAACUGCCCUUUGCAACCGACACAUUCCAGCUGUUCGACGAGUGUAGAGAUGGGCUGGUGCUGUCCAAAUUGAUCAAUGACUCGGUUCCAGACACCAUCGACACCAGAGUGUUGAAUUGGCCCAAAAACGGGAAGCGUCUCAACAACUUCACCGCGAGCGAAAACGCCAACAUUGUCAUCAACUCUGCAAAGGCUAUUGGGUGUGUUGUUGUCAACGUGCAUUCGGAAGACAUUAUCGAGGGUAAAGAGCAUUUGAUCUUGGGUCUUAUUUGGCAGAUUAUUCGUAGGGGACUGCUGAGCAAAAUCGACAUUAAACAUCAUCCAGAGCUGUACCGCUUGCUUGAAGAUGACGAGACCCUCGAACAAUUUUUGAGACUCCCACCAGAGCAAAUUCUGCUUCGUUGGUUCAACUACCAUUUGAAACAGGCAGGCUGGGAGAGAAGAGUGACUAAUUUCUCCAAAGACGUGUCUGACGCGGAAAACUACACAAUUCUUCUAAACCAAUUGGCGCCAGAGUUGUGCUCUCGUGCACCUCUACAAACUACGGACCUAUUGCAAAGAGCCGAACAAGUACUCCAGAACUCGGAGAAGCUAGACUGCAGAAAAUACCUAACUCCCAGCUCUUUGGUUGCCGGUAAUCCUAAGUUAAACUUGGCUUUCGUCGCACACUUGUUCAAUACACACCCAGGGUUGCAACCAAUUGAAGAAUCUGAAAAACCCGAGAUCGAGGAGUUUGAUGCUGAAGGUGAGAGAGAAGCUCGUGUUUUUACUCUAUGGCUAAAUUCCUUAGAUGUCGACCCUGCUGUGGUUUCUUUGUUCGAGGACUUGAAGGAUGGCCUAAUUUUAUUACAGGCUUACGAUAAAGUAAUGCCAGGGGCCGUUGAACAAAGAGUCGUCAAUAAACGCCCUACAUCAGGUAAUGAGCUGUCCAGAUUUAAGGCUUUGGAGAACACGAACUAUGCCGUCGAACUCGGAAAGUCCCGUGGGUUUUCUUUGGUUGGUAUCGAGGGUUCUGACAUCACUGAUGGUAACAAGUUGCUCACGCUUGGUCUGGUAUGGCAGUUGAUGAGAAGAAACAUUGUAAACACUAUGAAAACGCUGGCCGCUAACGGUAAGGAGCUGAGCGAUGCGCAAAUUCUAAAAUGGGCCCAGGAGCAAGUCACCAAGGGCGGCAAAUCCUCGCACGUUAGAUCCUUUGGCGACUCUGCUUUGUCCAGUGGUCAUUUCCUCUUGGACGUGUUGAAUGGAAUCGCUCCUGGCUACGUCGAUUACGACUUAGUGACCCCCGGUAAGACGGACGAUGACAGAUACGCAAACGCUAGAUUGGCUAUUUCCAUUGCCAGAAAGUUGGGCGCUCUAAUCUGGCUAGUACCUGAGGAUAUCAACGAAGUACGGUCCAGAUUGAUCCUAACCUUCGUUGCCUCUUUGAUGGCCUUAAAACAUUGA
This is a messenger RNA of Lachancea meyersii CBS 8951, 1932 nucleotides long. Lineage: Eukaryota; Fungi; Ascomycota; Saccharomycetes; Saccharomycetales; Saccharomycetaceae. The record is from the annotation of a GenBank genome assembly.